Molecule: messenger RNA, 5072 nt
Organism: Solea senegalensis (Senegalese sole)
Lineage: Eukaryota; Metazoa; Chordata; Actinopteri; Pleuronectiformes; Soleidae
Gene: opa1
Product: OPA1 mitochondrial dynamin like GTPase
Exons: 31
Coding region: 145-3249 (1034 amino acids)
Biological process (GO): mitochondrial fusion
Cellular component (GO): cytoplasm; mitochondrial membrane; microtubule
Molecular function (GO): microtubule binding; GTP binding; GTPase activity
Source: RefSeq, a predicted model, not a curated record
GUGGAUUGUCAUUCUGUUCUGGUUGUGUCUGUCCUUGUUAGCUUCCAUGCUCAUGCGUACCAUUUAAAAAAAAGAUGCAUUGACUUGCUCCUAAACAGUGGACGUGAAAGAGAUUUGUGUUAACCUGCUGUCAACAGCAGCAACAUGUUGCGUGUCGGGGGCAAAGCAGCAUGCAUGGCCUGCAGGAAUCUGGUCUCCACCAACAUGGGGCUGAGAUUUCUGGCACCACUGCAGAAGCUUCACCCUUUGUCCCGUGCCAUCCACCACCGCUAUUCAGGAAAUGGCAAUCCUCAGCGGCCACCCCAUCGCAUGGCAGCACGCUAUUUUACCUCCAUGUCACGAUUACCCAUGCGACCACUUAAGCCUCCUCCUGGGUCUGGGGGUCAUGGCUACCAGCAGCAACGUAACUUCUGGGUAGCCCGCCUUGCUGCUAGGCUGCUAAAGCUUCGGUACAUUCUUCUGGGCACAGCAGUGGGAGGAGGAUACACAGCUAAAAAGACAUAUGAAGAAUGGAAGGAGAUGCUGCCUGAUUUUAGUGAAUACAACUGGGUCAUUCCUGAUUUUGUCUGGGACUUGAGUGAACAAAUUGAUUUUGAUAAACUUGCCAAAGCUCUACCAGAGAUGGAAGAAAUAGCCAAACUGCUACCUGAUCUCGACAAGAUUGGAGAGAACUUCACUUUCCUCAAAAGCCUCCUGUCGUCUGGUGUGAGUUUGGGUAGUGAAGUCAAAGGAGCUGGUCUGCAUCUGUUGUUAGAAACCUCAGUUGAUCCUUCUCUAAAAGCCACAGAUUCUUCUACUGCAGCUACACAAGAUGCCAGUGACAAGCAAUACAAAAAGCAGGGUCUGCUUGGGGAGCUCAUUCUUAUUCAGCAGCAGAUCCAACAGCACGAGGAGGAGGUCCGGCGGGCCGCUGCAGCCAAUACUGUUCGUUCCCCACCACCUGAGUCUGCUCCCAGUCCGCCUCCAAACCCCCCUCAGCAGACACGCAAGUCAUCAGACAAAGAAAAGGUAGACCAGCUUCAAGAAGAACUGCUACGCACACAGUUAAAAUAUCAGCGCAUGCUGGAAAGACUGGAGAAGGAGAAUAAAGAGUUAAGGAAAGUAGUGCUGCAAAAGGAUGAUAAGGGGAUUCACCAAAGGAAGGUGAAGAAAUCCCUUAUUGACCUGUAUUCUGAAGUUCUGGACAUCUUGUCUGACUACGAUGCUAACUACAACACACAGGAUCACCUGCCCAGGGUGGUUGUGGUUGGGGAUCAGAGUGCUGGAAAGACCAGUGUGCUGGAAAUGAUAGCUCAGGCCAGGAUCUUUCCUCGAGGCUCAGGAGAGAUGAUGACACGUUCUCCUGUAAAGGUGACACUAAGUGAAGGACCCCACCAUGUGGCCAUGUUCAAGGACAGCGGCAGAGAGUUUGACCUUACUAAGGAGGAGGAUCUCGCUGCUCUGAGGCGUGAGAUUGAGCUGAGGAUGAGGAAGAGUGUGAAGGAGGGACAGACAGUCAGCCCUGAGACAAUAUCAUUGAGUGUCAAAGGGCCUGGGAUCCAGAGGAUGGUGCUUGUUGACCUACCGGGUGUCAUCAGUACGGUGACGACUGGCAUGGCAUCAGACACCAAGGAAACCAUUUUCAGUAUGAGCAGAGCCUACAUGCAGAACCCCAACGCAAUCAUCCUCUGUAUUCAGGAUGGCAGUGUUGAUGCAGAGCGGAGUAUUGUAACUGACUUGGUUAGCCAGAUGGACCCCCAGGGAAAGAGGACCAUCUUUGUCCUGACCAAGGUUGACUUGGCUGAGAAGAACCUGGCCAGCCCGAGCAGGAUCCAGCAAAUAGUGGAAGGAAAGCUGUUCCCCAUGAAGGCCCUGGGGUACUUUGCAGUAGUGACAGGCAAAGGGAGCAGCGCUGAAAGCAUAGACUCAAUUAAAGACUAUGAGGAGGACUUCUUCCAGAACUCCAGAUUACUGAGGGACGGCAUGUUGAAGGCCCAUCAAGUGACCACAAAGAACCUGAGCCUGGCUGUCUCUGACUGCUUUUGGAAGAUGGUUCGAGAGUCUGUUGAACAGCAGGCGGAUGUCUUUAAAGCAUCCCGUUUCAAUUUGGAGACAGAGUGGAAGAAUAACUAUCCUCGACUGAGAGAGCUGGACAGGAAUGAACUAUAUGAAAAGGCCAAAAAUGAAAUCUUGGAUGAAGUCAUUAGUUUGAGUCAAGUGACCCCACAACACUGGGAGGCCAUCCUACAGAAGAAAUUGUGGGAACGUGUUUCCACUCAUGUAAUUGAGAACAUCUACUUGCCUGCUGCUCAAACAGUGGACUCGGGUACCUUUAACACCACUGUAGACAUCAAGCUGAAGCAGUGGACUGACAAGCAGCUUCCGCACAAAGCACUGGAGGUUGCCUGGGAGACACUGCAGGAGGAGUUUGCCCGCUUCAUGGCUGAAUACAAAGGCAAAGACCAGGACGACAUUUUUGACAAGCUGAAGGAAGCUGUGAAGGACGAGAGCAUCAAGAGGCACAAAUGGAAUGAGAGGGCCAUGGACAGCCUGAGGGUAAUCCAGCACAAUGCCUUGGAAGACCGUUCCAUCACAGACAAGCCUCAGUGGGAUGCAGCAAUUCAGUUCAUGGAAGAAACCCUUCAGUCACGCCUCAAAGACACUGACUCAGUAAUCAGAGAUAUGGUGGGACCAGACUGGAAGCAGAGGUGGCUGAACUGGACAAAUCGUACAGCAGAUCAGCACAUACGUAAUGAAACAAAAAAUGAGCUAGAGCGGUUGCUGAAGCUCCACGAUGACCACACCGCGUACUUGGCCAAUGACGAGGUCACCACAGUGAGGAAGAACCUUGAAGGACGAGCGGUUGAAGUUGACCCUGGACUGAUCAAGGACACAUGGCAUCAGCUGUAUCGCCGACACUUUUUGCAGAAGGCACUUGCCCACUGUAACCUCUGCAAGAGAGGCUUUUACUACUACCAGAGACACUUUGUUGACUCUGAGCUGGAGUGCAAUGACGUGGUACUGUUCUGGAGGAUUCAGAGAAUGCUGGUCAUCACAGCCAACACUCUCCGACAGCAGCUCACCAACACUGAGGUGAGGCGAUUGGAGAAAAAUGUGAAGGAGGUACUGGAUGACUUUGGGGAAGACAUGGAAAAGAAGACCCACCUCAUUACAGGCCGCAGAGUCCAGCUGGCUGAGGAUCUCAAGAAAGUUCGUGAGAUCCAGGAAAAACUUGAAGCCUUCAUAGAAGCUCUUCAUAAGGAGAAAUAAAAAAGACGAACCUAGAACUAUUAAAAGAACAUUUUUGGAUCACAAGAGAAAAAUGCACUGAACAGAGACAAGGAAAUGUGUAAAUGACCCGUCUGCUCCCCCCCGUCCUCGCCUCUCCACUCACCUGAUUUUAAUGCUCCUGGCUUUGCUUCCUUGGACACGAUGGAAAGAUGGAUGAGAUUGAGGAAAAUUUACUAAACAGUUGUUUUCCCCUCUUCCUCUUCGUGGGGUGUCCCUCCCUCAUCAGUGUGGGGGACACCGGCACAGAAGCCCAAAACAAGACAAUAAUAAGACCGCUUGCAUUGUGCUUGAAAUAAAUGAGUAUUGUUUUCAUGUUUAUCUCCCCACUUUCUUCCUUUUUUUUCUUCCUUUCUUUAGUUCCUGGCCUGUGGUGCGUGUGCGUGUGUGUGUGUGUGUGUGUAUACACAAGAUAGUGUGAGUGUGAGAAUUCACUAAUCUGUGUAUCAAGAAACACUUAGUACUGGCACUAGUCCUGUAUCUCCCUCAGUAUGUAAAACAUGUAAAGAUUUUUAUUUUUUAUUUUUAUUUUUUUGCACCAAAGCACUUAAAUCAUCUCUUCAGACUCUAUUAGUUAAUAAUAAUUGACCGUUUCUUCCUGGCAACAUCUUCAGCUUCCGCUGCAUUGUAUUAACAGGAUACAAUCAACUUGGACAGGAAAUUAUACGACAUAAAGAUUUCUUUUCUUCUUUUUCUUUUUUUCAAAUCACCCAUUAUGCCUCCAAUUCAGGUUUUGUCUGUUAAUCUGUAUGUUUCUCUGUCAUUAUACAUUACCGCGUCAUGUUGUUACUGACAGUGAUACUAGUAAAUAGGAUGCCUUUUCAUAGAUUUAAAAUAUAAAUAUAAAGGAUGUUUAUUGAUCAUUCACACAUUUCUGCAGUUUAUUGAACAGAUUGUGAUCUUAUCCCCAGUCCCCUCAGACUUGAACUGUAUAUUUGUUUACUUGUAACUUAUUAUACCCUUCGACACUCGGGUUACAUCGUCAGUUAACAGUUGGUUUGAAAAUACAGCAACAACAAAACUGCAUGACACUGUCUCUAUUUGUCUUGUGUCCAUGUGUUUCAGCUCUGCUGGAGUAGGAGGAUUCCCGGCAUGUGUUUGCAAACUUCACCAGGUUUUAAUGUCCUUUGUUUGAUCACUAAUUCUUUGUACAUAUUCGGCUGUUAUUAUCCACUCCGCCCUCUCCCGUGUUUGUGAUCCAGUUGUUUUUGAAAUCUCCUGCCUUUUGCUGCUGUGGGGAUGCAAACGCCAGAAAACUGAUGAAAACAAAAUCUACGGGGCUUGGUUUCAAAGUCAAGAAAAGGGGGCGAAAUAUCAAUAUUCUAGUGGGUGAUUUUUAAACCAAAAUUGUGGAUUGCCGGAUUCUUCCAGUUGUCAGUGUGUAUGACCAGAUGUUUCACAAUCUAGUGCUUGUUCUGCUCUCUCACCACUCACAGUGAGCCUCCUUCAUUUGGACCAUCACCAAUGAAAACUUCUGCUUAUUCGUCAUAUAUUUGACUGAAUUCAUUCGUUCAUAUGUGUAUAUGGGUAUAUAUAUAUAUAAAUAAUAUGCAGUGUAUCCUGUACAGUUAAAUUGAAUGGGAAGUUGUGGAGCUGCUACCGUGUCAUGUACUGUACAGCAAGUGUAUGCAGAGUAACGGCUUGUGUAACAGAAAAUCAGUCAAAAAAAUGGAAAAAAAAAACAUUUUGUGUUGUAGAAAGUAACGUGUGCAUGAUUGACCCGGUGUGCUUUAUUUAUUACAUUUGUGUUAAAGAGAAGGAAGAUUACAGUUCAAUUCACGUAAAUAAAAAUUGAUUUUUCAUGA